AUGGCUGCGGGACAUCUCCGGCUGCUGAAAGUCCCAAGGUGGCUGUCGGAGGAGUGGCUCAAGUCCAAGCCCCAGGACAUCGUCGCGGAUCUGGAUCUCGACCAAGGAAUUCUUCGGUUGAACUCCACGCGAGCUGGGCGAGCUGGGUGCCCGACGACUCUGCGAGUCGAGCGCCGACCUUCCCCGGAGCUCUUCAGCUUCUGGCAGCCCUUGGAUGGCUCCGAGGCCCCGAUAGAGGGGAUUGCAGAGGCUCUGACGGUGCGGCCGGACCUUCGGGACCAAAGCUACCGGAGCCUCCUCGACCAGCGGAAGGAGGAGGAGACGGCAGCCUCGAGCCGUCGCAGCCGCCACGAAGAGCGCCUCAUCCAAGGAGAUGAGCGGCCAGCAGUGGUCAGGGCAACAAAGCCUCCCGCAGAGGGGCCGGGCGCUGCUUUGCAAGAUGUUCUGGCAGUGGUGGAGAAGGCAUUGCAGAGUGCGGGGACUUUGGGGCUCACAGGGUUGGAGCUUUUUGAGCGCUUGCCCAUGGGCGGCUGCACAUUGGCACAACUCCGGGAUUCGCUUCUGGCUUUGGCCAUCCCAAUCCAGGCAGAGGAUGGUGCCAGACGUUAUGUCCAGACAUCCAGCACUGUUGAGCAGGUCCUCGUACGAAUCCUGCCUGGAGUAUACCAGGAGCAGCUUUGCAUUACAGAGCCUGUCGUGUUGGUGGGCGCAGGAAAGGAGCUUCCAACAAUUUGGGGCGGGAAAGAUGGAGUUGUUGUUUCGGGCUCUGGUGCAUCGGCAUGCGCCCUGAGGCAUUUGAGAUUCUGUGCCGAGCCGAACAGUCAUGCCUUGACUGUUAGCAACUCCAGCCCGCUCAUAGAAGGCUGCGAGAUUGUCGGAUCAUCAGGCAGUCCUGCCAGGGGCGCUCCAGCAGGGCUAGAGGUCAGAGGCGAGUCCUGUCCAGUCAUCCGCGAAUGCCGUGUUUUCGACCAUGCAGGCCUGUGCCGCUAUCAAAUGUGGUUUCCCCCAGUCAUCUGCAGGUUGCUGUCAUGGCAGGAUGACGAUGGCCACGACGGCCAAAGACAGUUCAGGAGAGGUGCCACGCAGCCGAUGGCUGCAGCAGAGGCGCGCAGACCAUCAGCACAGGAAGCUGCUGCAGCGGAGGCUUUGGCCCGGCACCUCCGCGGACGACCGCGCCCAGCACUCGAUCCGUUGCUUGACACCCCUUUAUCAGCUGCAUCAACGAUCGUCAGCCCAGCACUGUCGGAUGCCAGCUGGGAGCUUCCAGAAGCAGCAGGACCGACGGAUGAGGCCGAUCAGCAUGGGUGA
Molecule: messenger RNA, 1308 nt
Organism: Symbiodinium natans
Lineage: Eukaryota; Dinophyceae; Suessiales; Symbiodiniaceae
Source: the annotation of a GenBank genome assembly